Owenia fusiformis is the source of this 3935-nucleotide messenger RNA. Lineage: Eukaryota; Metazoa; Annelida; Polychaeta; Sabellida; Oweniidae. The record is from the annotation of a GenBank genome assembly.
UAAACCAGGAGGUGAAUUUGGAGCUUCAUACUUUUUACAAGUGGAGGGUCUGCAAACUGCAAUUCUUACUCUGAUGGGGAAAGACAAAUGGAGAAAAUAUUUUCAAGUUCCUUGCAGCUUAUCAUUGAUUGAUAAGCCGUCAUAGAGGGGCUGGAAUAUAGGAAUAUCCUCACACUUAUAGGCCUAUUAGUAUGUAGUUAUUACUACACAGUAACAGCGGAGUACAAAGUGCUUAUCACUUAACAGCCAUUAAUGCAAUGAAAAUGUUGAUCUUAAUGAAAGCAUUAACCACAAAAACAGAAUGUUUUAAUGUAAUAGAUAGUUAUAUACAAUAAAAGACAUGACUGAUGGAACAUAUACAUGUAGAUUCGGAAAUGAGAAAUAUCGUGACACAAUCAGUCGUGGAGUUGCCUACGUGCCUGUUUCAAAUAAUGAGUCAGUCAACAUGACACAGAAUGGGAGAGAAGGUGCUCAUUUUACGAAGAGGGAAAUUCCAAAAGUUGUGGAUGGUUCUUUGAACUUUGAACGGACACCGGAAAACAAACGAAAUGGUCAUUGGAAAAAAGUGUUGAAAGAUUUCAGCGGCACAACAACUGUACAUGGAGUCAGACAGAUUGGGGAAAAUACUCCGUUUUUUCUUAGAAGAGUGAUUUGGCUCUGCUUGGUUGUGACUGGGUUUGCCUUGUUUACCCAUCAACUGAUUACGAGCUUCCUCUACUACUUUUCCUAUCCGAUGUCUGUCACGAUGAAGAUCAACUACAACACAACACUGACAUUUCCCGCUGUCACUGUUUGCAACCAGAAUGCGUUCAGGGCAACGAUGAUGGAAGAGCUUGGUUUGUACGAAAACCUUACUGAGUUGUACAGUGAACAUGGGUCCGGUGAAGUUAGCCAAUCGUUCAGAAAUCUAUCACUUCUCCAUCUAUUCAAGACGGGUGGUCAUCAGUUAGAGGAUAUGGUAUUGAGUUGUCAUUGGAGUGGCAGAGAAUGCAGUCCUGAUGAAAUUACGACAACCUUCACGGAUUACGGCACUUGCUAUACAUUCAACCAUGGUAGAAACGGUAUUCCUACGCUUGAGUCAAUUCAGACUGGUUCAGCGUAUGGUCUCAAACUCCGACUUAAUGUUGAACAAUAUGAAUACAUGAAAGGUCCGAACAGUGGCGCAGGUGUAAAGAUUCUCAUUCACGACCACAAUGAAAUCCCGUUAGUUGGAGAUCUCGGACAGGCAAUACCUCCUGGGAUGCAGGCAUUUGUAGGUGUUCGUAUGCUACAGCUUCACAACCUCAAGGAACCACAUGGGGAAUGCGAUGACUCUAAACGACUCAACCAUUUUGAUGACUAUUCAAUAGCUGCCUGCCAUGUGGACAGCAAGGCUAGAUAUAUAAGUCAACAAUGUGGGUGCAGAGAUCUAUAUGUACCCCAACACAAGACAAACCCAAUGGAAUUGUGUGACGUCUACUCUUAUUUCAAUUGUGUCAUGACAAAUAAUGUGAAAGUUGGUGAGCAGAAAGAUGAAAGUGAUUGCCCAAUACCAUGUAAACAGACGCAGUUCGAUUCUGCCAUAACUUAUGCGGCAAUAUCAAACCACGACCUUGACAGCUAUCUAAGUGCAAAUCAUACCAAAACUGCUUCGAUAAAGAAACAUUACUUAAAUGCAAGGGAGACUCAGCAGAGAGUAAACCAAGAUAUCGUGAAAGAUGACAAAUUGCUGAUUAAAAAUUUUGACAAAGCCACAAAUGAAAUAAAAGAAGUAUUGCACGGUGUUGUUAAACAUGUCCAUGGGUUAUCCACAGAGUUGUCUGCCUCUCUCUCCGAACUAUCCAGGCGGAUCUGGUUUCAUUAUAAUCGUGGCCUCACCAGGCUCCUUACCACGAUGGACAGGGAUUUCGUCAGAGCUUGGGAAGUAUUGAACGAACGCUCUCUUUCACAUAUAACAACAGGAUUUUACGCAUUUAUUGAUUCAUUUUCUGCCGCAGUUAGUCAUUUGCUGGAGAUUCCACUAAACAACACAAACUGCAGAGAGACUCUCCAAAUGAUCGUACAACGUGAGAUAUCUAUAAAGCAAGUUCUAGCCAAAAGAGGUUAUGAUAAUAUGACAAAGAUUCACAAUGUCUUUGGAAACGCAGACCCUUGGUUUGUCUAUGAAAAUUCACCAGAUCGGCGGUAUGAUAGGGAAUAUAUAUCGAAAGAUAUAUUCAAACAUUCUGAAGAGGGUGAACUCAACAUCUACACAAUACUCCGGACACAAUUGGAAAUUUAUAUGGAUUGUCUGGAUAACUUCACUGAUAUUCUGUCAACUGUGAUGGAGACAAAUGAAGCCAACUGGACCCACAUACAGGAAACACAUGAAUUAUUCGCCUCCGGGGCAAGGAGCAUUAAUUACAGACUAUAUAUGUAUGAGCAAGACACUGUACUAGUUACAAGUAAGGCACUGCAGAAAAACAUGGACAACUUUAGUAGCUCAAACACAAGUCUGUUUAAGAAAUUUGAGUCAUUAAAUCAACAGCUGGUAAGUUUGACCACAUCUGCAAUGACACUAAACACUUCAGCAUUGUUAACUCUGCAGCACAUCGCAAUAUUAGCUAACCAGUAUACAGAACGAGGAAUAAACAAAACACUUUUAGCCAAAUCAGCUUUACAAGAGGAAGUAUCGGCUGCAAUGCAAGCAGUUCAUUUAUUCUUCUUAGAUCUGAGAUCACGUGAACGUAUCAUUAAAGACAUAUGGGUUCAAUUAAAAGUAGACGUCAUGAAAAUAUGGUCCAGUAUGCUGUCAGAAAAAGCAUUAGUUCAAUUUUAUCAAAAAAUAAAAGAUGAUGUAAAUAUAGUGCGUCAAAAUGGAAGUUUCUAUGUGAAAGAUGUGUUUCGAAAAUUGCUUAAAAUCCCCAAAAAUGAUACAGAUAGAGCCAGCCUGAUAGACAAUAAUUGGGACAUAUUCUUAAAUGCUGAUUUUGUAGACAUUAACUUAAAUGAUAAGUUGACAGAGAUUCAACUAAAAUAUAAAAGCAUCAUAGAAAGCUUUAAUGUUGAAAGCGUCGCCGGGAAUAAGGAUAGUGCUCUAAGAGAUGCAUUCGACGAUCUACUUGCAUCUUUGAAAGAUUAUGAAAAUAAAAAUAGACUGGGAACUGCUUUUGUAAAAGAGAACUUUCUACAAAUGGAUGUCUUCAUGAGGGAACUAAACUAUGAACAGAUAGAACAACAAAAGGCGUAUGAUCUUACAGCUCUUUGGAGUGACAUUGGAGGAUCUCUUGGUCUGUUUGUUGGUGCUAGUGUUCUCACCAUUUUUGAACUACUGGACGUUGUGAUACAUAACUUGCUAAGAGUACACUGCACUGGAAGAUGAAUCGAACGGGGCCUCGUCUCGAGGUUAUGACGUCACAUGUCAUCACGAAAUAGUGCAAGUUGUUUUGCUACGGCAGCUAGUAUAGGAGAAACAUCCAAUUAGAUACUAUUAAAUUGAAGUGAGCAAUAUAAAAAAAGGAUUAACAAUAAUAUCAUGAUACAAAUUGCCAUGCUCAAAAUAUUGAAGCUAUCUGCAGUAUGAGAAAUAGAAAAAACGAUUCCUUUGGUCGAAAAUGUGUCAAAGCUUGAACUAUGGUAUGCAAAGAACUUUUCCGAUGAAUAAAAUAAAAUAUGUUAUAUUUUUCUUUCGCUGCAAUUUUACUGCGAGGCUUUAGGCAUUUUGAUUGAUAUUAUUUACGUUCGGAAAUAUAGUUUUACAUCAAAAUGCAUUAACACAAAAUUGGAGACACAUUGUGCUUCUAUUUUAGCAGCAUGGGACCCCCCCCCCCUUCCAUGGUUGGACCCAAACAUUUAGUAGGGCCUCACGUAGUGUGCAUUUUAGGCAUAACUUGGCCUUUUGGGGCCUUAUCUUUUAAUUGAUUAUAAAAUCAUCAAAAAUGGUCCUUAAAAUUGAAAAAAAUUGGGCCCACUUUUAG